GAUCUGGUUCAGGUUGCACCAGCUCUCUCUCAAGUAUCUACACACCCUCUGCUGACUCCACAUCAGGUUCAUCUUCCUAAGCACCAAGGAAAUGCAACGGCUCAAGCAGUGCAUCUGUGCAUGUCUGCCCCUUUUAUAGCUAGUGGACAGCAGUCAUUUGCAGUGCCCAGCCACAUCCCUAUUUCACAACCUUCCUUCCCUGUUUUCCGUCCUAUUCCAGUCCGAGGAUCUAAUGGUUUUUUGGGAUCCAAGUUUUUGUGA
This is a messenger RNA of Ilex paraguariensis (yerba mate), 261 nucleotides long. The record is from the annotation of a GenBank genome assembly. NCBI's taxonomy places the organism in Eukaryota, Viridiplantae, Streptophyta, Magnoliopsida, Aquifoliales, Aquifoliaceae.